GUGGUUUAAAUGUUCAGAGUCGCGAUAUUGGGAUAACUUUAAACAAGAAUAUGUUAGGAUAUCGUUUCGCAAUGAAUUAAUCGCGUUCGUUAAUUGAACGAACAAACUUAACCUUAAAGGGAAAUUUCAAUGUUCUCGUUCGACCAAACGGUAUACUUAAUGGUAAAAAAUAAUUAUAACUUAAGAUGGCACAACGAUUGACCGGCAAACAGAAAUUAAAGUCACUCUUGAAAGUGACCAGCACCGCUACUUUGUUGUACGGUGGCGUUUGUAUUUAUCAGAGCAAUGAAAACUUCUAUAAUAAAUUUGUUGUACCUCUGGCACAAUUUCUGGAUCCAGAAUUUGCUCACAAUAGCGCUGUGAAGAUUUUAAAAUGGGGUCUUCUGCCUAAGCAAAAUACAGAGGACCCACCUUCCCUUGCAGUUAACGUUUGGGGUAUGCAAUUUAAGAAUCCAGUAGGAAUGGCAGCUGGCUUUGAUAAACAAGGUGAAGCUGUAGAGGGCUUGCACAAAAUAGGUUUUAGCUUUGUAGAAAUAGGAUCGGUUACACCAAAACCUCAACCAGGCAACCCAAAACCAAGGGUGUUUAGAUUACUAGAAGACAAUGCAGUGGUUAAUCGAUACGGCUUUAACAGCGAAGGGCACAACAGUGUGUGGGAACGUUUAAGGAGACUCAGGGAUGACCAGAACUUCAAUGGUAUUGUAGGAAUCAACUUGGGUAAAAAUAAAACGUCCGAAGAUGCUGCACAAGACUAUGUAGAUGGCAUUAAGAAGUUCUCAGAUGUAGCAGAUUAUUUUGUGAUUAACAUAUCUAGUCCCAAUACUCCUGGAUUAAGAAUGCUCCAGAACAAAAAAGAUUUAGAACAAUUACUGACAAAAGUGAACAAAGUCAGGCAACUUGUACAUAGCAGACAACCGUUAUUGCUGAAGCUAGCGCCAGAUUUGUCAGACUCUGAGAAGAAAGACAUUGCAGAUGUGAUACUCGAGCAGAAAUCCAAAGUAGAUGGCCUAAUAUUAUGUAAUACUACGGUUACUCGUAAUAAUUUAUCGAGUCCUCUUAAAGAGGAAAGUGGAGGACUUAGCGGAGCUCCUCUCGCGGACAUGUCGACCACAAUGAUCUCAGAUAUGUAUAAACUAACGAAGGGCACUAUUCCCAUUAUCGGCGUUGGUGGUAUAUUUACCGGAGCAGAUGCUUAUAAUAAAAUCAAAGCUGGUGCUUCUUUGAUACAAGUUUACACGUCGUUUACGUUCCGCGGACCACCUGUAGUAGGAAAGAUUAAACGAGAAUUGGACGAUAUGCUCAAACAAGAUGGCCUGACGUCUAUCGGAGAUGCGGUUGGAAAGGAUGCCAAUGUUCGAUAA
Molecule: messenger RNA, 1361 nt
Organism: Habropoda laboriosa
Lineage: Eukaryota; Metazoa; Arthropoda; Insecta; Hymenoptera; Apidae
Gene: Dhod
Product: dihydroorotate dehydrogenase (quinone)
Exons: 2
Coding region: 186-1361 (391 amino acids)
Biological process (GO): pyrimidine ribonucleotide biosynthetic process; 'de novo' pyrimidine nucleobase biosynthetic process
Cellular component (GO): mitochondrial inner membrane; cytoplasm
Molecular function (GO): dihydroorotate dehydrogenase activity
Source: RefSeq, a predicted model, not a curated record